AGCAUUUAUCGAUAUUGUCAAAGAAUAAGAGCACCAAGAAACGUUUGUACAAAUUAAAAAUGGGUAAAGAACGUGGACGAGGACGAGGACGAGGACGUCGGAAUUUCCAAUCCAAACCGUAUAACAAGCAAAAUUGGCGUGGACAAAAGAAAGAGCACUCAAAACAUAACAAUGACCAAUCACAAUCAGUCAACAGAGUACCACAGCAGAAGUGCACACUGCUUGAGACUCAGGUGGGCAUUACGGAAUUCACAAAUGCAGAUAUUGCAGGCUUUACGGGCAUUCUAAAAUCUCGUUUCUCCGAUUUCCAUGUGAACGAAAUCGACACUGACGGACACGUGCUACAGCUGAAUGAUUUAAACGUGCCAAAAGCGGAAAUUGAAGCCGUGGAUCCCACUGUAUUGGACGAAUGGCGCGAUAAGCUGGCCCCAAUCAUUGACAAAGAAGUGUGGCAGCAAAUAGCCGACUUGUCCGCACUCAAAUAUGAUAAUAAGAGUGAACAGAAAGUGGAUAUAAACGUUAGCAGCCUCACUAAGGAGGAACGUACUCUAAUCCAUCAUCUUGUGAAACAGCUCUACAGGAACAAAUUGGUAUCCAAAACAAUUGACCAGCCGGCAGAUCAACAGGUGGAAGAGCAGAAAAUAAUACGCAUAGCAAAGCCCAAGCCAGGCCGCUCUGAUAGCCGCUGGAAUUUUCCACAUGACUUUGUUAGCUUUCUGGUGCACAAAGUCAAUAUGGAUACGAGUGAGGUGGCUUCAACAAUAGCAAAUCGCUUGAAUCUGCAUCCAUCGCAGGUGAACUAUUGUGGAACCAAAGAUAAACGCGCAAAAACCACGCAACGCUUUUGCAUUAAACGCCGUACUCCCGAGGCCAUCGCAAAUGCUGCGCGAGGCAUAGGCAAUGUUCACAUUGGUAACUUUUCCUUCCGGCCUGAAACGUUGAAGUUGGGCGAUCUUAAAGGCAAUCGCUUCCGUAUUGCACUACGCCACAUUACACAUCCUCGAGAGCACAUCGAGCAGGCAUUGGAGUCACUAAAAGAGCGCGGAUUUAUCAACUAUUAUGGCCUGCAGCGGUUUGGCAAUAGCGCCAGUGUACCCACUCAUGAGGUAGGCGUGGCGUUGCUCAAACGCGACUACAAACUGGCCUGUGAGUUGAUAUUAAAGCCACGCGACAAUGAUGUGGAGUUUAUGCGCGCUAUACGUGAAGCUUGGUGGGAGAAUCGGGAUUCAGCUGCGGCUGCAGCCAAGUUCCAUGGAAAUAAGUUUAUUGAAAAGAAACUCUUGGACGGCUUGGCCACAUAUGGCGAGAAUGAUUACGCUGCAGCUCUGCGUCGCAUUCCACGUAAUAUGCUACUCCUAUACCCUCAUGCUUAUCAGAGUCUGAUCUUCAAUCGCAUCGCUUCGCGACGUAUAAAAGAGUUUGGCUUAAAGCUGAUUCCUGGAGACUUAGUUUACGUCGAGGAAGAGAAUGAUCAGCAGGUUAAAGCUCCAGAGGAGUCUGUGCCUCCAGCUGAAACCGACGAAAUCAUGGAGGAUGUGUUGGAAGGUGAAGGUGACAAUCCGCUGGAAGAGGAGUCGAUCUUCAAACGUAAAGUUCGGCCACUUACAGAUGAGGACAUAGCCGGAGGCAAAUAUAAAUUAUCAGAUGUUGUACUCCCACUGCCUGGUUACGAUAUAACAUAUCCGAGCAAUGAGUGUGGCGCUUGGUAUGACGAGAUGCUCGCGGAGGUAGGGUUAACGUCAGAGCAAUUACGACACAAGGAGAAAACCUAUGCGCUUGGUGGUGCCUAUCGUAAACUGCUUAUAAAAACGGACGACUUGAAAUGGAGUUUUCGUCGGUACAGCACAUACGAGGACACACUGAUAGCCUCUGACUGGGAGCAGUUGAAAAACAUUGAGAUUACACCUGAGCCCCCUGAGUCUGAUAACUGCUAUACGGCUCUACUGUUGGAGUUUACUUUGCCAACAGCUGUUUAUGCGACUAUGCUUCUGCGCGAGCUAUUUAAACAGGAUACCUCAACGGCCACACAAAUGCAGCUGGAAAAAGAGGAGAUCAUUAAGAAGCUCGCACAAGAAGUUCCCAUAAUUGAAGCCGAAGCGCAGCCGCAGCCAAUUUGAAAAAAAAGCAGCUACUAAAACAACAAAUCGAUAAGAAAAAUCAAUUUACGCGCCUUCUAUAUUAGUGUUUGUGUGUGUGAGUGUGUGUGUGUUACUUCAAACCAACCACAACAAUAACAAUGCGCACGUGAGUGCACGGUACGCUCUCUUAUGCUCACGUUCUCUCGCUGUUGCUCUCUUCGGUCUUUUGUCUGACGCUUUGAGUGAGUGUGUGUGCGUCCGGCCAGGACUAAACUUAAAGUCCUAUUCUCUGGCCAUUAGUACGCUGACAAGCGAGAGCUUUGGACGCGCUGCGCAACAUAUAACGUCGCCGUGUUUGUGCGUGUGCCUACCAUUAAUGUUGUAAAAGAAGAGUAACAAUAACAAAUAAGAUACGAAGCUAAUCAGAAAGUAACUGUAAAUUUGUUUUGACCGUUACAAGUAAUCGGAACAAAAGGAAAGAAUAAGGUGAAUCAUACAUGAAUCAUAUACACAUAUUAAAUAUACUCACCCGAACGCACACAUACACAUUGAAAUUUAGGCGCGUAUUUUUAAACAGAAGUCCUUUAUUAACAAUGAAUAAAAGAGUCUAUAAUUUUGCAGUAAUUAACAGUA
This is a messenger RNA of Drosophila mojavensis, 2711 nucleotides long. RefSeq names its product pseudouridylate synthase 7 homolog (gene Pus7). Gene Ontology annotation, molecular function: RNA binding; pseudouridine synthase activity. The record is from RefSeq and is a predicted model, not a curated record. The coding region runs from base 60 to 2117 and encodes 685 amino acids. Gene Ontology annotation, biological process: pseudouridine synthesis. Gene Ontology annotation, cellular component: nucleus. NCBI's taxonomy places the organism in Eukaryota, Metazoa, Arthropoda, Insecta, Diptera, Drosophilidae. The transcript has 5 exons.